Penicillium crustosum is the source of this 1035-nucleotide messenger RNA. Its product is annotated as BRCT domain protein. The transcript has 5 exons. NCBI's taxonomy places the organism in Eukaryota, Fungi, Ascomycota, Eurotiomycetes, Eurotiales, Aspergillaceae. Bases 1 to 1035 code for a protein of 344 amino acids. The record is from RefSeq and is a predicted model, not a curated record.
AUGGGGAAACCGUUCCAAAAAGUUCAUGCCUCUAUAGUAGGCAAGUUCGAAGACGGUGUCGGUGAAAAGAUCCCACAGUGGAUUCGGGCAAAUGGAGGGCAGUUCUCGAGAGACGUGAACCCCCGAAUCACCCAUCUCAUUGCUACAAAGGAGGCCUUCAAAAGCAAUGCAGUUCCAGUGCAAAAUGCUACGAAGCUCAGCACCGUCAAGAUCGUCUCAUACGAUUGGCUUGAAGACUCGCUGCUAUCAAACACCCGCCGCCCAAAACCCGAGGGACCAUAUCUUCUGAAGAACCUUAUGAAGCCCGAGAAAAAGGAAGUCCAGAAGAAAAAAGUAACACCGAAGUCCUCAAAAGUGGCCAAGGAGAUCAAAGGAAAUAUUCCAAAGCGUCGGACAGUUGAUCCUUUCCUCGCUACAAAGGGCAAAAGAAAGCCCGUGCGUCAGGUGUACCAAGACCGAAAGACAAAUGUGGUUUACAGUACCACCUUGUUCCGCCAAUCGAAACCAACGGUCAUCAGCAGAGAAAAGUACCAAUUGACACUCUUCGAAUCCAUCGCCAAACCACACACCUACUCGACAUACGCCAAAUUCAGCCGCGUUGGGACGUCCAAUGUCGAACUUCUAGCGGGACCAAGGUGCAAACUUGAGGUUGCCGUGGAAAAGUUCAAGCAGUUCUUCAAGGAACAGACUGGCAAGGAAUGGGAUAACAGGGCAAAAGGGAAGAUGCCACCCCCAAAGAGAGAUGUGGACGGAAACAGCUUGCCUGUUCACGAGGGUUGGUUCUAUCUUGAGGAAAAGACGUCUAUUCUUGGUGCCUUCCUGAGGGAACCCCAAAGCACCGGUUGUGGGGAAUCGACUGGCCGCAUCACCUCCGAUGGUACCGAGGAGCAUGGUGUCGAAGAUGGUGUCAAGGACGGUAUGGAGAACAAGAUAGCAGAUCACCAAGUUAAAGGUGCGAGCGAAGAUGGGGGCGAAGCUGAUGAUGGUGAGGAGGAGGAGGACAAAGAGGAGGAAAUGGAGGAAAUUGAUAAGUAG